Molecule: messenger RNA, 1801 nt
Organism: Cynoglossus semilaevis (tongue sole)
Lineage: Eukaryota; Metazoa; Chordata; Actinopteri; Pleuronectiformes; Cynoglossidae
Gene: pdcd6
Product: programmed cell death 6
Exons: 6
Coding region: 174-743 (189 amino acids)
Molecular function (GO): calcium ion binding
Source: RefSeq, a predicted model, not a curated record
UUAGCCACGCCCCUGAGCAGGCGGUAACCUGGAGGUCGGGUGUUGGUGGAGUGUGAUUGAAAAACAGCAGCACAUACACAUACAGCCAUAUAGAAGAGAGAAACUACGGCAGGACGAGGCGCAGUCCGACCGUCAUUUACUUGAACAUUUUUGACAGGCCGUCUUCUUUUAAAAUGGCGUAUCAUAGUCCAUACAGAGCUUCCAUGCACAUGAACGCGCCUCCGGACCAAGGCUUCCUGUGGAAUAUCUUUCAGAGGGUGGACAAGGACCGGAGUGGAGUAAUAUCAGACUCGGAGCUUCAGCAGGCCCUAUCCAAUGGCACAUGGACUCCCUUUAACCCAGUCACUGUCCGCUCCAUCAUAUCCAUGUUUGACAGGGAAAAUAAAGGUGGCGUGAACUUCAACGAGUUUGCCGGUGUGUGGAAGUACAUCACCGACUGGCAGAACAUCUUCAGGAACUACGACAGGGACAACUCAGGCUUCAUUGACAGGAAUGAGCUGAAACAGGCACUGACUGGAUUUGGUGAGACACAAAGCUAUCGUCUCUCAGAGCAGUUCUACAGCACGUUGAUAGAGAAAUUUGACCGGCAGAGGAAGGGGCAGGUGGCCUUCGACGACUUCAUCCAGUGCUGUAUUGUACUACAGAGGUUGACUGACGUGUUCAGACGGUACGACACAGACCAGGACGGCUGGAUCCAGGUUUCAUAUGAACAGUAUCUUUCCAUGGUCUUCAAUAUAGUAUAACAUACAUGGGUCAACACACAGGAGAGCACAAGUGGACACAACUGUGCCAAAGCAAGCGGCACCUACUGGAUGUCUGCUGCGGUGGACGCUACAAGAUUUUUUUUUUUUUUUUUACAUCAAAAUUUACAAAUGUUUCCACCUCAGGGUUCCUGGGAGUUCCUGAAAUCUUUUGUGGGACAAAAGAAAAGAAAAGGCCUGUGAUUGUAGGAAAAAUGUUUCUUUUGUUUCAUUUGUUGGUAAAUGUUAGUUAAUGUGCAUGGGUUAAACAUUAGUCUCUGACAUUCAGAUAAUGAAACUAUCAGUUUAUUAAAAGAAAAGUCAGCUGUAAUAUUUCUUUAAAAAAAAGUCUGACUUCUUAAUCCUUGAUUUCCUGUGACUUUUCUGUUUGGUGAACUAUUGCAUGCUUAGUCAGAAAAAGGAGAGAAAUAUUGUUGACAAAUCCCUAAAAUAUUCCCAAAGAGGCUUGGGAACCCUGAGAACAGUGAACAGUGUGGUGUGUUUAAAAAAAAUCUUGUAGCUUUUUUUUUUGUUCUUGGACCAAUUGGAACAAUGUCUAUGUCGGAGAUUUGGUUGGGAAUCAUCAUGGACCCAUCUGUUGUUCCUGUCAGUCUGUUAUGUCAACUUUUUAAUGUCUUAACUUUAAUUAGUAAGGUUGAAAAAAAAAACAAUACAAAAGAAAAACUGCUCCGUUGAGAGCACAUGAUGCGAUGUAAAUAUGACUUAGGAUGCAUUGCAUGCUUUUGAGGGAAAUUUCAGUCCCCACUUUGAAGCAUGCUUUCAUUUUAUUUUAUUGUUUACUUUUCCUCAGACCUGUUUUGCUCAAAGCCAUGUUUACAGAAACUGUGAAAGCAGGUGACUUUCUGCUUUGAGAUUCACUGACAUGCCAGCUUACAUGCCAUAUUUGUACAAUCUUAACAAAACAAAUCCACAAAUGUUAACAAUGAUUGGUAGAGGGUAAGCAUAAAGAAGAACUUCUAGCUUAUUUUUUGUGCAUGAUGCCUUAAACAUGUUUAAAAAAAGACACAGAAAAUUAAUCUUUUAUUAAAAAAGAAAGACAA